Molecule: messenger RNA, 3675 nt
Organism: Phyllopteryx taeniolatus (common seadragon)
Lineage: Eukaryota; Metazoa; Chordata; Actinopteri; Syngnathiformes; Syngnathidae
Gene: tti2
Product: TELO2 interacting protein 2
Exons: 9
Coding region: 1427-3076 (549 amino acids)
Cellular component (GO): centrosome; cytosol; nucleoplasm
Source: RefSeq, a predicted model, not a curated record
UUGAUCGUCCGUAUACAGUCAACGUACUUUUACCAUAAAGUCUUAUUUGUUUUAAGACUAAUACGUUUUAAUUUGACCGACCACUUCAAAUUAAUUCUUAACUUGAUUCUGUCCAAUUGUCACUUUAAUCUGAACUCUACAGUUUUGUCAAAUCUACGUUUUUAAAAUUACAACUUCAAUCUGAGAUGUACUUUUAUUUCAGUCAUGUACAACUUAUUUUGCAAUGACUAUCAUUGUAAUAGCUCAGCUUCAAUAAAAUCGAAUACUGAAUUUUCCUAAAAUUAUUUCACUAUAAAACAAACUCACAAAUGUAUUCCUGAAGGUUGUUUUGAAGGGGAAAAAAAAAACCAUUCCUCAUAUAUUUUUCUCUUGAGCAUUUUCAUUAUUUCUCGUAAUCAACUUUGAUAAUUAUGACUAUCUUGAAACUAUCCAGCGACGGUGGACGACUGGUUAGAGCGUCUGCCUCGCAGUUCUGAGGAGCGGGGUUCAAUCCCCGGCCCCGCCUGUGUGGAGUUUGCAUGUUCUCCCCGUGCCCGCGUGGCUUUUCUCCGGGCACUCCGCUUUCCUCCCACAUCCCCAAAACAUGCAGGUUAAUUGCACACUCUAAAUUGCCCACAGGUGUGAAUGUGAGUGCGAAUGGUUGUUUGUUUGUAUGUGGCAACCAGUUGAGGGUGUACCCCGCCUCCUGCCCGAUGUUAGCUGGGAUAGGCUCCAGCACGCCCGCGACCCACGGCUCAGAAAAUGGAUGGAUGAACCUAUCAAACUUCAUUCCACUUUAAUCUCAAAUAUUUAAUUUAUCAAAUACUUAAAUGGGCCUUUUUGUAAUAUUACAACUGUUAAUCUCAGAAAUAUUCAUUUUUUUCUUCUUUUUUUAAAAUCUAUAAAUGAAACGUUUUAUUUUCUCAUAAGAUUGACUUGAAUCCCAUUUUGAAGAAGUGAUGAUGAAAAAUGAGAGGAGGCGGAGUUAAGAUCCAUGUUGUGAGGCAAGACUCAAUUAAUUGUGACUGAUUGGUUGACCAAUAAAAGCAGCUAGGGCAAACGAAUUCCUGUCAGCGCUGAUUGGUUGGCGACUGUAAAAUGUGCACCCAAGAAAAUGCUGAAAUGAGAAGUGAAAUGUCGCGCAACUCUAUGCCCGUCUUAUUUAGUUGCAGCAGUGAAAAUGAUCCAAAUCCUUAAAAGGUUCUUGUGGUCACAGAAAGCAAACUUCCAACAUUUUCAAAUUGAUGUAUUUUAUUCAUAAAAAAAUUAAGUGAAAUAAUUCUGAUGUAUUCCCCCCAAAGUGCCAAAUGAAAGCAGCUCAUGUCGUGUAACUUGCGGUUGUGUCGCAACUUCCACGCAACCUUUUAGCCAUUGAGAGGACGAGCGAGAAAAGUGAGCCACAUGACUCAGCAGAAAGGAUGACAUCAUCAGUCGACCUAAAACGGCCAUGACUGAAUUUUCACGGUUACUUGACGAGCUUCAUCUGGAAGGCAACGGCGACGAGACCCUCCCGCCGAUCACCGCGUUGUUGUCCAAACUGCAGCAGCGUCUGAUCGGCGGACCGCCGGACCCGAGCCUUCUCGUGGAUACGGUCGCCGGCUUCUUCCGAACGGCCGAUCCUCAUCGGCUGUUCGACUCGGCCGACGGGGAAGCGGCUCUGGAGGCGGCGUACGUCUCCGCGGUCUGCGCUCUGAUCGGCCGCGCCGCUCUGCCGGCGUACGAGCGCGCCCGCGACGGCCCCCCGACGCCCGAUCGCUACGCGCGCGUGCCCGACGUGGCCGCCCGCGUGUGCGCCGCCCUGCAAGGCCUGCUGGGAAAAGUGGAGGCGGCGGGCCCGGACAGACGCGCCCGAGGGGUCCUCGUGGCCGUGGCGCCGCAUGUGUGUGUGUACGCCAUCACGCACACCCAGGAGCAGCCGUGGACGAGCCGCGCGUCCCGAGAAGCGGCCCGUCGUCUUCGAGCGUCGUUGCUCGGAGCGGGAAGCUGGCGAGACUGCGCCCACAUGCUGACGGGGGAACGGGCCGGCGCCGACGGGGCAAAGGUCGGCGCCGGUGGGAUUCUGGAAGCCGUCCUGGACGUCCUGCGGCCUCGACUCACCAAGGAAGCGUGGCAGCGGGGCGACGAGGUCGAGUCGGCGUUCGCGUGGACCCUCUUCCAGGUGAAACGCCCUUCCCUGGCCCCUCACCUGCCCCGCCUCCUGGGCCCCGCCCUCCUCAUCAGCGACCACCACGAGCCCAAAAAGUGCAUGCUGGGAGUUCGCUGCCUGCACCACAUUGUCGUCAACACGGCUUCGAGCGAGUUGCGUGCGUUGAAGCGGGCGGACGUGAUGUACGAGGCGUUGGUCAAACUUCUGUACGGGACAAAAAACGCCGACGUCCUCCAGCUUGCGUUGCGUUGUCUGUUGGACCUGCUGCCGGUUUUGGAGAGCCCCCCCUCGUCGGUCCCCGCCGGUCCCUCGCCCGCCCCCAGGAGGGCCCGUCGCCAUGACGACGUGCUGCGUCUGAUCCUCACGCACAUGGAGGCCGAACACGAGGUGGCGCUGAGGAGAGUCUACGCGCGGGCGCUGCCGGCCUACUUGGAAAGGAUGGGCGUGUCCGCGUGUCGUCACUUACGUCGUCUCGGUCGCGUGGUGCCGGCCUACCUGGAGGUCAGCGACGCCCCGGAAGAGGUCACCAGAAUCUUCGCGCUUCAGGCCCUCGAAUGCAUCUUGACGGCGGCGUGGCCACGGUUAGCCCAUAGCGUUAGCGUGUGGCUGCCGUGUUUGCUGCGCCUGCUGGCGGACGCGCCCUCCGAGCUCGACACCCGCCGCGACGUCGCACGUCGGCUGAGCGGUGGAGCUGCUCGAUGCGCCGCCCUGCUGGCCGCCGCCGCAGGCGGGCGCCUGCGGGUGAGUGCGCGCGUGGCACGGAGAACGCCUGUCAAACUACACGUGCGCCAAUGUCGGGUUGUGUGUGUGCGUGUAACUGUACACAAAACGCUAUGCUGUGUGUGUCUUGUGUUUAACAGCACAACAGCGAUAUGUACGCGUGUUAAAUGUUACACAACAGGAGAGUGCUUAACUGUUCACAACACUGUGUUUGUGUGUAAGUGCAUAUAAGUGGGUGUAUACGUCUACAAUAGUGUGUGAGUGUGUGUGCGUGUCUUAACAACACAACAGUAAUAUGUAUGUGUGUGUCUGAAUACACAACAGGAGAGUGCGUGUGUGACUGUUCAUAGCACUGUGUUUAACUACACGAAACUGAGUUUAUUAGUACAUAACACAACAGUAAUGUGUAUGUGUGUGUGUGUCUGAAUACACGAGGAGCGUGCGUGCGUGCAUGCGCAAAUGUUGACAACACUGAGUGUGUUUUGAAUUGACUGUGCGCACGUUUAUCUCCACACGUGUAUAUUUGUGUUUAACAUAACAGUCAUAUGUAUGUGUUGAACUUUUCUUAGUUGCUAACAACACGUGUGUGUGUGUGUUUGUGUGUGUGUGUGUGUGUGUGUGCGUGCACACACUGGAGCAGGCGGACGUGAGCUGUUUUACAUCUGAGGUUGCAAGUUCCUCAGCAACGGUAACCACGGAAACAGAGAGCUGAUCCCAUUGGACACGUGCUGCGCUGCUGUUUGGUUGUCAUGACGACACUUGCAUCUCUUUGACUUCCUGUUUCCUCCCGCCACACUUUCAAAAUAAAAGCUGUUUCGUUCCCACCCAAA